UAUAACUACCUAUUUUGUUUCUGAAGGAGGAAAUGGAUGAGCUAAAAGUGUUUGAGAUGCCUCCAUCUUGGGUGACUAAAAUAGACAUUUCACCAGCAGAUAUGGAAUUGCGUUAUCCAGGGGGUAUGAAGGUUAUUGAGUACAGGAAAGCCAAGCUGGAGAAGUUUGCCCCUUAUCUUUUAAAAGAUGGUCUGGUGACCAAACUCACCACUUAUAAAGACCUCGAUUGCACACAAGCCAGCACUAUUAAGGAAUGGUUCAAACAUCGAAGUGAUCAUCUUGACGAGAGAGAACUACACACAGACAGCAAUGUGACAACUGAGCAUUUCAGGCCUGGAAGAAGUGAUGCUCUCAAAUACCACAGGUACGUCACUUUAGUUCCUGAGACGGAGCGUCAGAUGGACUUUUAUAGUCAUAUUCGCACAGAUGGUCUAGCCAGGAGAAUCGAGAAGCCUUUCGAAAUGACAGAAACCUUUGAAGAUCGCACUGACUUCCUCUUUUAUCGACAUGCUGUUUACGGAAAGCAAAUCAAAGUGAUUCGGGCUGGAGAGGCUCUUGAACAACGGCCUCUACAGAGGGUGGAGGAGCUGUUUCACAGAGAUCAUUCUAAGCCGGCAAGUAAAGAUGUGGCUGAACGCAUCUUUAUGGUGUCGGACAGACGGAUCCAGGUGACCUUUCAUCUCGAGGACGACAGGAUCAUCCCAGCUUGGCUCAACUUCAUCAAACCCAAAGAAGCGGCAGACUCACAGAAAGCACAAGCUUUUACGCCACAGAUGGUGUCUGGCUUUCAGGUGGAUCCUUCUACGAAACCCUACAAGAACUUGCAGUUAUAUGAAAUGCUUGUGGAAUUGAUGAGAGAAGAGGAAAAUGUUGAACUUCGUAUCAGAGAUUCAGAAAAAGAGGUUAGGUCCAUCCUUUCUUCAAGAGAAAAAGAGGACAGUAAUACUGACAUGCUGAUCUCUAUCUACAACCCUACGAGGAACGAAACGGCCCGUCUGCACAUGGAAGAAAAGGAACGUAUGGCUAAAGAAAAGAAGCAGCGGCAGAAAGAGAAAGAGCUGGACCUACUGGCUCCAUCCCAGGUCCGACUGGGACUCCCAGAAGUCCUCACACGCCAGGAUGCGCUUCAGCUGAAGACAGACUGUCUGAAUGAGUUUAAACAGCAGCUCUUUAACAAAGCCAGCCUCAUCCAGAGCAGAAUCGAAAAGGAGACAGAGGAGUUGCAGAAGAAGCAGCUGUGGUACCAGAAGAACUAUCUCACUAUGUCCAAUGAGGACGAGGACGAUUACCUGGCCUACUGCUCUGAUGCCAUGUUCAGGAUCCACGUUCUCAAAAUGAGACUCAUUCG
Sinocyclocheilus grahami is the source of this 1348-nucleotide messenger RNA. RefSeq names its product dynein regulatory complex subunit 7-like. Gene Ontology annotation, biological process: flagellated sperm motility. The record is from RefSeq and is a predicted model, not a curated record. NCBI's taxonomy places the organism in Eukaryota, Metazoa, Chordata, Actinopteri, Cypriniformes, Cyprinidae. The transcript is spliced from 9 exons. The annotation marks the transcript as partial. Gene Ontology annotation, cellular component: motile cilium.